AACACGGGCCGCUCCAUCCGGCCCCCGUUUCCAAGGCGACCGCCGCUGAGGCUCCUCUGAUUGGCCGGCUGACAUAAUGUAUCCAAUGAAACGCCUCCAGUUUGUAGCCAUUCAGCAGCCUGGCGCCGCAGAGAGAGCACCUAGACAGACUGCAGAGCAGCGAUUCACACAGCAGACAGAGUGAGAACAGUCCGCAUCCGCAGGCAGAAAUAGACGCGCAUAACCCGCAUGGUUCACAUCCAGAGACACUGAGCACCGCACAUACUCCGCAUCUCCAAAAAGGACAUCAGAGGAGGAAGAGCAGUUGCGUUUGGAGCCGUGAAGUUAUAUAAGAGCAGAGCUGCUGUGACUCAUUGAUAAAUAACACGGGCUUUCUCCGACCAGAUGCAUGAAUGACCGCCAGUGAAGGCAACACGCAGUCUGGGAAUCUGUGAACGAGACGCGCGUUUUGUUGAUCCGUUUACGGGACAUUGAAGGACAUUUGGAGUGAGAUUGUAUGUGUCUUAUUGUAUGCACUUUAGAUUUUUUUGACACCAUUGUCACUAGUGUUGCUGCGGGCCCUCCAAGCAGCGGACUGAACAAGAAAUCCCAGACAGAUUUUGUUUUGGUGUCUUGCUUCCCUCCCGCUGCAGCCAGGACCUCUCCAAACCUCGCUUCUUCAGAUCAUUUUCACUCCUGCUUAUAAAUGCUGGACAGGCUCAAGCCCGUCAUCCAGAUCGACUCAGUAAUGGCGAUCAGCAAGACUGUGGGAUGGCUCCGGGAGCAGCUGGAGACGCGCAGGGACGGCCUGCUUGUGAUGGACUGCCGGGCCCAAGAGCUCUACGAGUCUUCGCACGUCGACACGUCCAUCAAUGUGGCCAUACCGAGCCUCAUGCUCCGCCGGCUCAAGAAGGGCAACCUGCCCGUGCGGUCACUUCUCUCCAACGGAGAGGACCGGGAGAAGUUCGUGCGGCGGUGCAAGACGGACACCAUCGUGCUGUACGACGAGUAUAGCCGGGAGUGGAACGAGAAUGUGGACGGGGGCUCGGUGUUGGGUUUACUGCUGAGGAGGAUGAAGGACGAAGGCUACAAGGCCUAUUACCUGGAGGGUGGCUUCAGUAAAUUCCUGGCCGAGUAUCCAACUCUGUGCGAAACCAACCUGGACGGCUCCUUCAACACCAGCUCCCCCACCGCCCAGGUGCUGGGCCUCGGCGGGCUGCGGAUCAGCUCUGACUCCUCUGACAUUGAGUCGGACAUUGACCGGGAACCGAGCAGCGCAACAGACUCUGACGGCAGCCCGCUGUCCAACCCGCUGCCCUCCUUCCCGGUGGAGAUCCUGCCGCAUCUCUACCUGGGCUGCGCCAAGGACUCCACCAACCUGGACGUGCUGGAGGAGUACGGCAUCAAGUACAUCCUGAACGUGACUCCCAACCUGCCCAACCUCUUUGAGAACGCAGGGGAGUUCAAGUACAAGCAGAUCCCCAUCUCGGAUCACUGGAGCCAGAAUCUCUCGCAGUUCUUCCCGGAGGCCAUCAGCUUUAUUGAUGAAGCUCGAGGUCAGAAGUGCGGCGUCCUGGUACACUGCCUGGCCGGCAUCAGUCGCUCCGUCACAGUGACGGUGGCCUACCUGAUGCAGAAGCUCAACCUGUCCAUGAACGACGCCUACGACAUCGUCAAGAUGAAGAAGUCCAACAUCUCCCCCAACUUUAACUUCAUGGGCCAGCUCCUGGACUUUGAGCGCACGCUGGGUCUGAAGAGCCCAUGUGACAACCGUAUAGCGCCGCCGACACAGCAGCUCUACUUCACCACCCCGACCAACCACAACGUCUUCCAGCUGGACCCCCUGGAGUCCACGUGAGGUCUGCUGUCACCACCCAUCUCCUUGCUGGAGGAUUUGUGGGCCUCCUGUUGAAAAAGCUGCAAAAAGUUUCUCUUUUUUCUGCCGUCUGCCAUCGGACUGGGCUCUUAUUGAUACAGCUGGUUUGAGGCGACUGCUGCUGAGCGUGGUGACUGGAGGGCCGAAGCUGUCUGGCCAAGCCGCCGCUGCCGCUGCUGACUAAAUGAGGAGAGACAGUUAAAGAGACAGAGACGGUAACGAGGAAGAGAAUCACUUAAAGAGUGCAGAUACGUUCUUCAACCUUAUAUCGCUGUCGGACUCCUGAGGUCUUAUAUCUCUUAUUGUCAUUGUGUCUGAAGAAACUGAAAGUGAUUUAUCGGACAGCUGUCCGUUCUGCUUCAAAGCUCCCGGGCUGGUGUGCCAAAGAGACGUGAUUGUUCAAACUGGACACAUCUAAAAAAAAAAAAAAAUGAAACUCUUUUUGUUUUGGGGGGUCCAGCACUGGGCUCCCCCAAGACGCCAGGGUGCGUUGUCUCCUUCGUCUUCUGAGAAGACUUGCCUGUGUGGGGUUGAUGCACCCCAGCUUUAGAUGGCACACUAUAUACUGGACUCAAUUUUGCAUUUGUGGAGUCUUUUCAAACAUUUAUACAUUGUGUAUAUAUCUUAAUAUAAAUGACAAUACAGUAAAAGCCUUGCUUUAGUGUAUACCCUUUGCAACAAGUGGGUACAGAAGAUGCUCCUAUGUUUCAUAUUCUACUUUUAUGUAAGCAAACAAACUGCAUAUUGAUCAGUAUGUUUAAGUUGAUUAUGCCAAAAAUCAAGUAGGCUUUCUAAGAAUUGUGCAAAAAUGUGUACAUGUGUAAUAUAUUUGAUAAUCGCUUUACGUGUGAACUCGGCCGUCGGGCCUUGUUUUUGCACCCACCCUCUCACAAAUCAAAGUCACCUCGGUUGUUUGCCUUACUUUUGUGCUCAGAAGGUUUUUAUUGUGCAUUAGCCUUCAGAGAGAUUCAAGUGUUCUCAGCUCUACAGUAUCCCAAAUGUAUUAAUGUUCACACAAAAAGAUUUAAUGAACAUGUACUCACUGGAUCUCUGAAGGUUAAUGUGAGUAAUCCUGAUCUGUGCACAAGGGGUGGAAGUCUCUGACAUGUGGACAAAGAUAGGAGGCUUUGCUCACCGCGCCUCUUCAGGGAAAACUCUGUGAAAUGCAGUUUUUAUUUGUCAAGAUGAAAGAAAAAGAAUCCAGAGCUUUGGAGGGCCGUGUUGCCCCUCUACAGAAAAGGCCAUUUUCCAGAGGAAGCCAUCUUGCUGACCUCUGCCAACCCCCUCCACUUUCCUCUCUUACGAAUGUAAAGAAAAUAUAAGUUAUUAAUAAAUUGCUAUUUUGUCUACA
Messenger RNA from Cottoperca gobio, 3206 nucleotides. It is a transcript of the gene dusp6, whose product is annotated as dual specificity phosphatase 6. Lineage: Eukaryota; Metazoa; Chordata; Actinopteri; Perciformes; Bovichtidae. Bases 686 to 1837 code for a protein of 383 amino acids. Gene Ontology annotation, biological process: peptidyl-tyrosine dephosphorylation; regulation of heart growth; positive regulation of apoptotic process. The transcript is spliced from 3 exons. Gene Ontology annotation, molecular function: MAP kinase tyrosine phosphatase activity; MAP kinase tyrosine/serine/threonine phosphatase activity; protein tyrosine/threonine phosphatase activity. The record is from RefSeq and is a predicted model, not a curated record. Gene Ontology annotation, cellular component: cytoplasm; cytosol.